UUUCUAGCUGCAGCUUGAAGUCGCCUGCAGAACGAGUCUCUCAGAGGGAAAGCGAGGGAAGAGACGCAGUCUGAAUACGAGGAAGAGGAGGGGGGGUACUUGGAUUUCACAGCAAAGGAGCAGCAAGUAAAACGAACUGAAAGCAGAGACAAGGUGUCGGAUACCAAAAAACAAAGGGGCAAAAAAAAAAACACAGAGGAGAUUCUGCUUCUUGCAUAGGAAAAUGGAGCUGCCCGCCGCGGGAGAGCACGUCUUUGCGGUGGAGAGCAUCGAGAAGAAGCGCAGCAGAAAGGGGAGGGUUGAGUAUCUGGUCAAGUGGCGAGGAUGGUCUCCAAAAUACAACACGUGGGAACCAGAGGAAAACAUCCUGGACCCGAGGCUGCUUGAUGCAUUCCAAGACAGGGAACGUCAAGAACAGCUGAUGGGAUAUCGCAAGAGAGGACCAAAGCCCAAGCACCUCCUGGUUCAGGUCCCAUCCUUUGCACGGAGAUCCAGUAUUUUGGCAGACCUCCACGGGGCGACCCUGGACGAUGACAGCUGUAAGAAGACCGGCCCCAUCCAGAUGCUCCGCCCACAGAGUCAGCAAUACCAGCUGAACAGCAAGAAGCACCACCAGUACCAGCCGCUGUGUCGGGAGCGCGAGGCCGAGCAGCAGCAGCAGGCCACCGGGAAGAAGUUCUACUAUCAGCUCAACAGCAAGAAGCACCACCACUACCAGCCGGACCUCAAGGUGCACGAGCCCAUGUUCGCUAAACCCAAAGAGGUGAAAGCUCCGGAGCUGGCUAACAAGGGGUACAACCUUCCCCCAGUGUUGCAGCAGAAGUGGGUGCGGGACAAAGACUCAGGCUGCCUCACCAAAGUCAAGGAUAUCACCAUGGAGCUGAAGAAGCUUCCAGCGGACCUGAAUGGAGAGCCAGAGAGGGUCAAACCUAAAGAGGACGCUGUAACACAGUCGAACGGGGUCAGCAGCAGCAAGCUGAAGAUUGUGAAAAACAAAAACAAGAACGGGCGGAUCGUGAUAGUCAUGAGUAAGUACAUGGAGAACGGGAUGAAGGCGACCAAGAUUAAAAACGGGGAUUCAGGGAGCGCUGAGAAACACCUGCAGAGAACCGACAGCAGCGCGGAGGAGCAUCUGGAGAAGAUGAGACUCGUCAAGAAGCUCGGCCUCAUGAACGGAUUUGCAAAAAAGCUCAAAGACAAAUCGACCGUUCUCACUUCUGGAUUCAGCCGAGAUCGCCCCCGGGAGAAAGAGCAGUCCCCAAAAACUGAGCCGACUGUGACGGAACGGGAUAAACAUGUCGAGGUCAGGGGUCAGGGGCAGCUUCCGAAGGAUCAGCCUUUACAAUUGACAACCAAAUCUAAUCUGCUCCCCCUGCCUCUGGACGGGGGAGUUCCCCCCUCAGCGGAUAUACAAGGAAGCCAAGGUAGAUUUCAGGGACUGAAGCGGCACUUUUCUGACUCUGACUCUGAGGAGCACGGGAGCAGUAAAAGGUUUUUCAGCACCAGGAGUAUCAGCACACCUCACCCGGUAUCUUCUCCUGCCCGGAGUGUCAGCGUGGACCAAAACGGACACCAGAGUCCCAUUGGACUGCCAGUCUGUGAGUACACGGACCAGGAGGAGCCUAUGGACUUGAGCAUUGUAAAGUCCAGGCAUUGCCCGACUCGGGCUGAGACACACAAGCAGACUGAAACUGUUACACACACUGAAACUUCUACACGGGAAGAAACAGACACACAAGCCAUGACACAUGUGGCACAGACAGAAACUGAGCAUCAAACUGAAACAGAAAAUGCUACAGGAGAAGAAAAGGUCAACUUGUUGUCUGUGACUCACCAUGAAAAGAAAACAGACGAUUCUUUUCCCUCUUUCAAGCCGUUCCUGGGAAAUAUAGUGAUCACUGACAUCACUACAAACUGCCUCACAGUCACCUUUAAGGAAUACAUCGCUGUGUAACUGGACUGGGUAAACUGUGUAACUGUAUAAAUGUAAAUGAGAUAUAUUUGUAUUUUCAGAUGAUUGAAUGUACAAAUGGAACCUUGAUGUUUUCUUUUCUAUAGUUUGGAUUUAAAAAAAAAAAAGAUCCUCUAUUGCGUUAUUUGCAGCUCUACCUGUUGCUAUUUCUGGAGAUUUUAAUUACAUGCAGUAUCUAAUUACAGCUUAGUUUAAAAAAUACUAAUUAGGUCAAAUAAAUGCCAGAACUUCUAUUGGAGAUGCACUUAAUCCUUUUCCUUUUCUAUGGAUGUAAUUUGAUUGUACACUCAACUGUCUGCAUCUCAGAUAAUGUUCAACAAAUAGGCUUUAUGGAGAGUUUUGUAUGAAAGACAAAUUAUAUUGAAACAUGGUAAAUUACACUGUGUAUGUCAGUGUGUGUGUGUGUGUGUGUGUGUGUGCGUGAAUGGGUUUGUUUGUGUGUGCGAGCACGAGUGUGUGAGAACAGAUGGACAAGAUUUCAUCAAGGGUGAUUGCUGCUGGGACAGAUUGUGCCAUUAGGCAUGCUUAAACAUGCGGAUAAAGAAAAAUGAAGCGCCUCUCUGUCACUCUCAAUGUGAUCUGCAUUGUUAAAAAAAGAGAAAAUGUUCUGAUUUGUGAAUGAAAGAUUGUUUUAUGGUUAAAGUUUGAUGUCUGCUCUGACUGGAGAAAAGGUGUUUUUGAGUCAUGCUACUUAGCAGCUGAUCCUGAGCACAAGUGAACUCUGUUCUAACAGUCAAACUACAACCUUGUGACUUUAUUCUAAGUUUUGACACCAUGCAGUGACUAAACUUUAUGUUUCCCAUAGUAUUGUAACACUGCAAGUUGAGCUGUGUGUCCUAACAGGUCUGUUCCAACAAUUGGGGGCUUCAGGAUUCAGAAUUUCAUGUUUCUAUUCUCUGGCGUCUUGACAUGUUUGCCAUCACGCAAGGAAUUGAGUUUUGCUUGUAAUUGUCACAUUUUGAGUCACUUAAAGGUACAAAAAGCACAAAUUCUUGUCAUAAACAGAUCUGUACCCUUGUUACAUACUAAUCAGUUCUCUUUUAGUUAGAAACCCCCUCCCAACACUCUGUGAUCCAAGCUGCGUUUAACUGCUCUGUGAGAUCAGAUGCACUUUUCAUGUUUUUGUGUGCAGACCUGAAAGAAAUGAAGGCUUUCAAUGAUACGUUUUGGAAUAAUAAACAUAUUUGCUAGUGUUUAA
This is a messenger RNA of Labrus mixtus (cuckoo wrasse), 3170 nucleotides long. Its product is annotated as E3 SUMO-protein ligase CBX4-like. The transcript is spliced from 5 exons. The record is from RefSeq and is a predicted model, not a curated record. Bases 224 to 1954 code for a protein of 576 amino acids. NCBI's taxonomy places the organism in Eukaryota, Metazoa, Chordata, Actinopteri, Labriformes, Labridae. Gene Ontology annotation, biological process: negative regulation of DNA-templated transcription.